Loxodonta africana (African savanna elephant) is the source of this 9541-nucleotide messenger RNA. It is a transcript of the gene ZNF283, whose product is annotated as zinc finger protein 283. Gene Ontology annotation, biological process: regulation of transcription by RNA polymerase II. The transcript is spliced from 5 exons. The coding region runs from base 515 to 2353 and encodes 612 amino acids. NCBI's taxonomy places the organism in Eukaryota, Metazoa, Chordata, Mammalia, Proboscidea, Elephantidae. The record is from RefSeq and is a predicted model, not a curated record. Gene Ontology annotation, cellular component: nucleus. Gene Ontology annotation, molecular function: DNA-binding transcription factor activity, RNA polymerase II-specific; RNA polymerase II cis-regulatory region sequence-specific DNA binding.
GGCACAGGUCUUAUUUUUAGCGGCGGGGUGAGUUCGUGGAUAGUUUAGGGCUUCCAGGUUCCGUGGGUUUUACUGGCCCUGGAUUGUUGGUGGUGUUAGGUGCAGUUGAGUUGGUUCCAACUUACAGCGACCUUAUGCACAACAGAACUAAACACUGCCCGGUUGGACACCAUCCUCACAAUGGUUGCUGUGCUUCAGCCCACUGUUGUAGCCACUGUGUCAAUCCAUCUCAUCGAGGGUCUUCCUCUUUUCAGCUGACCCUCAACCUUACCAAGCUCUGGACUACAUCUCCCAUAAACCUCUGGGACCCAACUAACCUCGGUCUCCGGUCUAUUUCCGGUGUCCCCACGGUUCUUGGCUCUGCAAGGGCUGCCACAUAAGAAGGGCCCUGAGGCAGAGGAAACAAUUGUUGCAUAUUUAGAAAUUAAAAUCCAGCUCUGACUUCUCUGGACGCUGUGCUUCACCAGUAGAGGAACCCCAUGGAGGAUUAAUUUGUUCUUGAAAUCCUAGGACCAUGACUGACGGAUUGGUGACGUUCAGGGACGUGGCCAUUGCCUUCUCUCAGGAGGAGUGGGAAUGCCUGGACCCUGCUCAGAGGGACUUGUACGUGGAUGUGAUGCUGGAGAAUUACAGCAACUUGGUCUCCCUGGAUUUGGAGUCAACCUAUGAGACCAAAAAUACAUUUUCAGAAAAGGAUAUUUUUGAAAUAAAUUUUUCCCAGUGGGAGAUAAAGGAAAAAAGUAAAACUCUUGCCCUUGAGGCCUCCAUUCUUAGAAAUGAUUGGAAGUGCAGAAGCAAAUUCGAGAGACUCCCGGGACACCAAGAGGGAUAUUUCAGUCAAAUGAUAAUCAGCUAUGAAAACAUGCUCACUUACAAAAAAACUAAAUCAUUUACUCCACAUCAGAGAAUUCGUCAUAGAGAGAAACCCUAUGUAUGUAAGGAAUGUGGGAAGGCCUUUCAUCAUGGUUCAAAACUCGUUCAACAUGAGAGAACUCAUUCUGCUGAAAAACACUUUGACUGUAAAGAAUGUGGGAAGACCUUUUUUAGUGCCUAUCAACUUACUGUGCAUCAGAGAUGGCAUACUGGUGAGAAACCCUACGAAUGUAAGGAAUGUGGGAAGACCUUUAGUUGGGGAUCAAGCCUUGUUAAACAUGAGAGACUUCAUACUGGUGAGAAGCCCUAUCAAUGUAAAGAAUGUGGGAAGGCCUUUAGUCGUGGCUAUCAACUUACUCAACAUCAGAAAAUUCAUAUUGGUGUGAAAUCUUAUGAAUGUAAAAAAUGUGGGAAGGCCUUUUUUUGGGGCUCCAGCCUUGUUAAACAUGAGAUAAUUCAUACUGGUGAGAAACCUCAUGAAUGUAAAGAAUGUGGGAAGGCCUUCAGUCGUGGCUAUCAACUCACUCAGCAUCGUAAAAUUCAUACUGGUGAGAAACCUUAUGAAUGUAAAAUAUGUGGAAAGGCUUUUUGUUGGGGCUAUCAACUGACUCGACACCAGAUAUUUCAUACUGUUGAGAAACCCUAUGAAUGUAAGGAAUGUGGGAAGGCCUUUAAUUGUGGCUCAAGUCUAGUUCAACAUGAAAGAAUACAUACUGGUGAGAAACCCUAUCAAUGUAAAGAAUGUGGGAAGGCCUUUAGUCGUGGUUAUUAUCUUACUCAACAUCAGAAAAUUCAUACUGGUGAGAAGCCUUAUGAAUGUAAAGAAUGUGGGAAAGCCUUCAGUUGGGGUUCAAGCCUUGUUAAACACGAGAGAAUCCAUGCUGGUGAGAAAUCCUAUGAAUGUAAAGAAUGCGGGAAGGCGUUUUGUAGUGGGUACCAACUUACUCGACAUCAGAUAUUUCAUACUGGUGAGAAACCCUAUGAAUGUAAGGAAUGUGGGAAGUCCUUUAAUUGUGGCUCAAGCCUUGUUCAACAUGAGAGAAUCCAUACUGGUGAGAAACCCUAUCAAUGUAAAGAAUGUGGAAAAGCCUUUAGUCGAGGCUAUCACCUUACUCAACAUCAGAAAAUUCAUACUGGUGAGAAACCUUUUAAAUGUAAGGAAUGUGGGAAGACCUUUAGUUGGCGUUGGGGCCUAGUUAAACAUGAGAGAGUGCAUACUGGUGAGAAGCCUUAUGAAUGUAAAGAAUGUGGGAAGGCCUUUGGUAGUGGCUAUCAACUUAGUAUUCAUCAGAGAUUUCAUACUGGUGAGAAACCUUAUCAAUGUAAGGAAUGUGGAAAGACCUAUAUUCGUGCCUCAAGCCUUGCUCAACAUGAAAGAAUUCAUAGUAGUGAUAAACCCUAUGAAUACAAAGAAUGUGGGGAGGCCUUUACAUGGAUACCUUACUCAAAUAAGAAAAUUCAUAUUGGUGAAACUUUAUGAAUUUAAGAGAUGCAAAAUAUUUUUUUGUGUGUAUGGACAACUUACUGAACAUGAGACAAAAAUCCUACUCUGGAGAAACCCUAUGAAUGUAAAGAGUGAUUAGAAGCCUUUCCUGAGUAUGGGCAACUUACUUGAUAACAGCAAAUUAUACUAGUGAAAAACGUUUUGAAUACAAAGGAUAUGAAAAGGCCUUUGGACAUCUGUAUAAUCCUAAUGAAUUUAAAUUUAUACCUGUUUGAAGCCCUUAAACGUAAGAAAUGUGGGGAAAUCUUUAUCCAUGGCCCAAAGCUUAUUCAAUGUCAGAGAAUUUAUCCUUGUGAGAAACACUUUAAGGAAUGAGAGAAGGACCUAAACUGAAUUCAGUUCUGACUGCACACCAGAGAACUCAUACUGCUGUGAAAUCCUCUGACUGUAAUGAACAAGCCUGUAGACAUGGUAGAUAUCUUAGAGUACACCAGAGAAUUCAUCCUAAUUAGAGACCCUUUGAAUUAGAAUUGUAGGACGGUCUUUAGACCAGUGCUACUAAGUGUUGCCCACAGACUGGUACCAGUCCACAAAGUAUUAUAUGUCCAUCAUGAGGUAAAUACAAAAACUGAGAGUAAGUAUUUGGACAUUUUAAAUUUCAUGUUGCCACAACAUGGCUAUUGUAUUUUACAAAAGUAUCAGUUCAUAAAUGAUUGGAAAUUAAAAAUGAAAAUUGAUCCUUCACGAGAAAUAGUUUGAGAGACAACAUUCACCUUUUUAAAACAUGAGAGAAAUCACAACACACUUUAAUCAGUAUAGGAAAGCCUUCACCGAUCUGAGUAGCAGAAUAUAUUACAGGAAGAAACGGUGAAUGCAGCAAUCACUCUCCUCAUGCUCGUACCAUAAGAGAAUUGAUGACAGAUGUGUUCAUGUAGCGAAUGCAUAGACGCCUUCCAAAACCAUUUAAUCUUUGUUAAGUUUCAGCAAACUCAUCUAAAGAAUAACUCUGUUAAGGUAACAAAUGUAGGGAAAUCUUUAUUUGUGGCACAAACUAUAGUUUACUGUCUCAAAGUGCCAUCUGUAGGAUUUUGAGGAAAAUGCGUAUUUCCUCUGGCCAUCAUGCGUAAAAUGCUGUGGUAAAAACCCAUUGCCCUUGAGUUGGUUCUGACUCAUAAUGAUGCUUUAAAACCAAAACACCAAACCCAUUGCCAUCAAGUGUAUUCCAACUGUUAGUGACCCUAUAGGACAGAGUACACCUGCCCCAUAGGGUUUCUAAGGCUGUAAUCUUUAUGGAAGCAGACUGCACAUCCUUCUGCCAUGGAGCGGCUGGUGGGUUUGAACUGCCUACCUUUCAGUUAACAGCCAAGCUCUUAACCACUGCGCCACUGUGCCGUUGUAGAGAUUGAAUGGUUUAGUAUGUGUCACAUCCUUGGAAGAGUAUCUGGUAUGUAACCUACACUCAAUAUGUAUUAGCUAUUUUCCUAAUUAUUAUCAUUAACAUUACUACUAGUGAAUUCUUAGGGGAGAAAGGCCCCUUUGGUACAACGAAUUUAGAAAAGGUAACUACUGACCCAUUUGAAUUUCAGAUAGUUUUGGGUAAAAUCUACUAAAACAUAAGGAACCAGAGAGGAUUUUCAUUCAGAGCUCAUUUCUUAAGCUGUAUCAGAAAUUACUGAUUGUUAACAUUUGACCGCAUUUGCUGUUUCUCUAAAUGUAUAUGUAUGUAUGCUCAUGUACCAUUUGAUUUAAGAUGUAGAAACCAUGAUACUUCAUCUUUGAACACAUCAGCAUAUAUAUUCUAAGAAUAAGAACAGCCUUAUUCUGAAUUCGAAUACCAUGGUUACACAAGAAAAAUUAACAGUAAUCCGUCAGUAUCUGUUUGUAUUUACUUCGUAUUUUCCAGUUCUCCCAAGAAUCUAUCGUAUUGGUUUUUAUUUAUAACCAGCAUCCUCUUUAGAUUCAUCCAUUGCAUCUGGUUGUCAUUCCUCUAGAUUUUAGUCUUGAACAAACUGUUUGAAGAGUUCAAGAAAGCUUUUCUGUAGAAUGCCACACAUUCUAGGUUUGUUUCUUUUCCUUGUGGUGAAAUUUAAUUUGUGCCUCUAUUAUUUGUAUUUUUCAUAAAAUGAAGUUAGAGCUAGAGGUUUAGAUAUUUUUGGGCCAGAACACUUCAUAGGUGGUGAUGUGUACUCACAUUGCAACACAUCAGAAGCACAUAAUGUCUGUUUUUCCUAUUACUGAUGCUGUUUGAUCACUUGAUAUCUUAAAGAUGGUGACUGCUAGAGCUCCCCACAUAAAGUUUUAUGUAUAUAUAUAUAUACAUACAUACACAUAUAUAAUAUAUAUAUUUGUAUAUUGUGUAUAGAUAUACAAUUAAUACAAUGGGUAAACUUUUGGAAAUUUAUAAUCAUAUAUAUAUAAAUUCUGAAUUAAAAAGAAAUUGAAACAUAGAUUUUGAGAAAAGAUUGCUAAUGAAAUGAUUGUGUAUCAGAACUUGUAGGAUAUAGCUGAUGCUUUACUCAGUGGAAGAAUAAUACCUUUAAUGCACCUUGGAGGAAACCAAGAUGGAGGGCCAGAACUAUGUCUUGUUCACCACCCUUCCCCCACACCUACAUAGUGCCUCUAGCAUUGAACUCAGGAAGCCACAGAAAUAACAAAUCCUAAGCCAAUAUAUAGGAGCAAUUGAUAACGACUAAAAUUAGAGAUUAAUAAUUAGGAAUGAAAACAGCAGUCUCCUGCCAGUAUUUUUCUGUGGAAAGCCCAUUAACUUCAACUAGAUUUUCGUAGAUCUGAACAAGGACAAAGAAAGAAAGACAACAUUAUAGAAUCAUGAGUAAGAAAGCAGAUGUAAUUACAGAUAUGGAGGAGAUUUUUCAGAUUUAAGGUAAUAUAAUGUUUAAACCUGAUUGAAACAGUAAAGGAAAAGGUUGAAAAUUUGGUCCAAGAUCUCCCUUUUAGAAACAACAUUUGGAAACUGUUAACUCCUUAGGUAGAAAUUUCAAUGUGAAAAUCACUAAAGAUUUUGUUAGUUCAUAUUACAUGGAUAACACAAUAACAAAACUGGAUGGAGAUAGAUUUUAAAAAGCAAAAGCUAGAUGAAGGCAUUGGUGAAAAACAAGGCUCCAGGAAUUGAUGGAAUACCGAUUGAGAUGUUUCAACAAAUGGACACAGAGCUGGAAGUGCUUAUUCAUCUAUGCCAAGAAAUCUGGAAGACGGCUACCUGGCCAACCAACUGGAAGAGAUCCAUAUUUAUGCUUAUUCCCAAGAAAGAAUGUGGAAAUUAUUGAACAAUAUCAUUUGUAACACAUGCAAGUAAUAUUUUGCUGACGAUCAUGCAAAAGCAGCUGCAGCGGUAUAUUGACAGGGAACUGCCAGAAAUUCAAGCUGGAUUCAGAAGACGAUGUGGAACCAGGAAUAUCAUUGCUGAUGUCAGAUGGAUCCUGACUGAAAGCAGAGAAUACCAGAAAGAUGUUUACCUGUAUUUUAUUGGCUAUGCAAAGGCAUUUGACUGUGUGGACAUUAUCAAACUAUGGAUAACAUUGCAAAGAAUGAGAAUUCCAGAACACUUAAUUGUGCUCAUGAGGAACCUGUACAUAGAUCAAGAGCAGUUGUUGGAACAGAACAAGGGGAUACUGCAUGGUUUAAAGUCAGGAAAGGUGUUUGUCAGGGUUGUAUCCUUUUACCAUACUUAUUCAAUCUGUAUGCUGAGCAAAUAAAGAAGCUGGACUAUAUGAAGAAGAACAAGGCAUCAGGAUUGGAGGAAAACUCAUUAACAACCUCUGUUAUGCAGAUGACACAACCUUGCUUGCUGAAAGUGAAGAGGACUUCAAGCACUUACUGAUGAAGAUCAAAGACCACAGGCUUCAGUAUGGAUUAUACCUCAACAUAAAACAAAAAUCCUCACAACUGGACAAAUAAGCAACAUCAUGAUAAACAGAGAAAAGACUGAAGUUGUCAAGGAUUUCAUUAUACUUGGAUCCACUAUCAACACCCGUGGAAACAGCAGUUAAGAAAUGAAAAGAUGCAUUGGGCACAUCUACUGCCAAAGACCUCUUUCAGGUGUUGAAAAGCAAGAUGUCACCUUGAAGACUAAGGUGUGCCUGACCCAAGCCAUGGUUGUUUUCAGUCACUUUAUGUGCAUGCAAAAGCUGGACAAUGAAUAAGAAGACCGAAGAAGGAUUGACACCUUUGAAUUGUGUUGUUGGAGAAGAAUACUGAAUAUACCAUGGACUGCCAAAAGAACGAACAAAUCUGUCUUGGAAGAAGUACAACCAGAAUGCUCCUUAGAAGCAAGAAUGGUGAUACUGUGUCUCACAAUCUUUGGACAUGUUACCGGGAGGGACCAGUCCCUGGAGAAGGACAUCAUGCUUGGUAAAGUAGAGGGUCGGCAAAAAGAGAAAAACUCUCAAUGAGAUGGAUUGAUAUAUUGGCUGCAACAAUGGGCUCAAGCAUGACAAGGAUUGUGAGGAUGACGUAGGUUCGGGCAGUGUUUCAUUCUUUUGUACCUAGGGUCACUAUGAGUUGGAACUGACUCAACAGCACCUAACAACAACAACAAAUGCAAAAAUUCUAAUUAAAAUAUCAGCAAACAGAAUCCAAAUGUCUACUAUAGGAAUUGUGCAAUAGGAAAUAAUUUGUAUGGAAUAUCCAGACUCAAACUUUUCUAAAUACAUUUUCUAAAUAUAAAUACAGGGUAACUGACAGGGAAAAAUAUGGAACCAGCACGAAUAAUCUAAAUUAGUUCUUACACUUUUCAUCGAUUUUAUGGCUUUUGAAAUAGGAAUCCAAAUAGAUAAUGAUUUCAUUCUAAAAACCUUUUUAUAGUUUAAUAUUUGGAGAUCAGAAUGCAUCUUAAAAUUGAUGGCUUUUCAUAAUCAUUUUUCAGUCAGGUGGCUGUAAUGACUUAGUGCUAGCAUCAAAGCAUAUUAGUUAGGAUGAACUAGAGUAUGUGUAUGUGUUUAUAUACUCACACAGUUGGAAUUCAACCCUUUAAAAUUUAUUUCUUUCCAAAAACAAGAAUGCCAGUUCCAUCAAAACUUUUGCAUUGACAGCCAAAUCCUGUAGUGUCAUACUAGUUGUCCAUUGUAACCCGUACCUCACCUUGGUGUCCAUUUUGUACAGAUAGGGCAUCCAUGGUAUCACCGGUCAGUCAUUCACCAUCCGGUAGUUGACAGCAUUGUUCUAAGUGAUUUCAGAUUUUAAAUCAAAUAUAACACAAAGCAGAAUAUUUUGAGUGAUUUAACAGAAUAAAUCAUUGCUAAUAGAUUAAUGUGUUAUUCCUCCCGAAUACCGUAUUUGCAUGUUAACCAGGGUCGUGGAAACAGUGCCUUAUCCCAGCAUUUCUGAAAUUAAGUGCCAAGGAUCACCUUGUUCAUUAGUACUGGAAAAGCAACGGGGGAUUCUCUAAUUAAAGAAGCUUAUGACGUUAACAUCUACUGAACCUCUUCAUUAACAACCAAAAGCACUUUACUAGCUCAUCAAAAGACUAGAGAGUAACAAGAAAAUUGUGUAACUUGUUUAGAUUGGUGUAUCUCAAACUUCACCAUGGAAAUCCUCAUUCUCAUUACCUGUUGCUGUCUUAGGGAUGUGAACCCACAUUGCGAAAUGCUGUCUCAACCAAAAGAGUGACUCUAAAGUUGGAAAUUUUAGUCACCAGGUGUGGUUAGCCAUGACAAAAUAACCGACAGCAUCAGGCCCUCAGUGUUUCCUCUUAGUUGUAAGUAAAUCAUCUUUGUUGUUAACUAAGUAGGAAUAGCUCCUGAAUUUUAUCAGGUGCCAUUUCAUCAUCUCUUUCUGCAAUUUAAUUUGUUGAUGUGUCAAUUUAUACUGAGAUUCUUUGACUUUUCUCUGUUCUUGGAUAUACCAAAGUUUGCCAUAGUGUAUUAUUUUUUUGUUGCACUGUUUGAUUCAUCUGUUACUAUUUUAUUUAGGAUAUUUGCAUCUCAUGAGUGAGAUUGUAUAUCAAAUUUCUUUAUUAUUGUAUUUUUUCUCUUCUGAUAUUUCAGUGACUUGUGCUUUAAAUGUUAAAACUUGCCUUAAAAACCAUAUGCUCUAUUGGAUUGUUUUGUUUUUUCAUUGGAGAUCUUUAAUACUUUCGUAUUUCCAUUUGCUGCUUUCCUUGUCUUUGAAUUUUGACUUCGGACACAACAAAGUUCCUGAGUGCCCAGCACAAUUCCUUUAAGGACCCUUUUCAUAUCCAUGUACUACCAGCAAGAUCCACAUUAAAGGAACAUACUAACAUGGCCCCUCAUUGAACAGUCCAUCAUUAUGAGUUCUUGGGAAUGCUGUGUUGGGAAGUCAGAGCUUCUUAUAGGGCUGCUGUGAUCACAUUUGUACAUGUCUUUUGGACAUAUACCUGGCAGUAGAAUUGCUUGGUCAUGGCCAUGGGUAUGCUUAUAUUCGACUUUAGUAAGUUUAAAUUCUGCUAAACUUAGAUUUCCAAACAAAUGUAGCAAGUAACACUCCUACCAGCAGUCUAUGAGUGUUGUUUUCUCCCCGUCCUUGACAAUAUUUGGUAUCAUCACCCCCCUCCCCCCCCCCCACACACAAUUUAGUGGUCUCUGAUUGUGAUAAUUGUGGUUUACAUUUCUAUUUUUCUGAUUACUUACAGGCUAUUUGCGAUCUCAUUACGCUCCUUGCUCCUGGCCCUGGAUGAAUGUGACUAGUUUCACAAUGCAUCUGUAAAACUUGUAGGACAAUACUUAGCACAUAGUCCAUGACUGCGUGUUAUGUGUAUCUUCAUCCCCCACCAGAUCAUGAGCACCCAGCAUGGAUCAUGCCCCUUAAUUGCUUGAUUCAGUUAGGAUACACUCAGCAGAAAUGAAAAGAAUACCAAAUUGGCUGAAGUAAUGAAGUAUAUUGAGUCACAUAACAGGCUUUAAGGUGCUCCAGAGAUUUUUGAUUUAUCUUCAAAUUGAAAUAUCCAGAGGCUUAAAUUCUCUUCCAUUUUCCUGUCUGUAGUGUGGGCUGGUACCAAGACGAGAGACAGAUUUCCAGAUGUUAUUACAUACAGUCAUGACAAUAUCCAGAGAAAAGAACAAGUGUUUCCUAUGGCUCUCUCUUGGGAGCAAGGAAGCAUUUCCCAUUAGCCAGCAGUGUACAUCUGCUCAUACCUUAAUUGCUAAAAUGGGUCACAAUGUAAUUGCUGCAACAGUCACUGAUGACACUUUAGUCAUAGACUCAAACAUUUUAUUUAAAUAAGUCUAGGAGACUUUCAGAUUGCAUUAA